This is a messenger RNA of Aureococcus anophagefferens, 10287 nucleotides long. RefSeq lists its product as hypothetical. The coding region runs from base 1 to 10287 and encodes 3428 amino acids. The record is from RefSeq and is a predicted model, not a curated record. The transcript is spliced from 12 exons. NCBI's taxonomy places the organism in Eukaryota, Pelagophyceae, Pelagomonadales, Pelagomonadaceae.
AUGACGGAGGAGCAGCAUCAGUCGUCGAGCUCGCUGGACUCGAGCGGCGCCUUCGACGCCGGCGCGGCCCAGGACUUCGCCGGCGAGGCCCGGGAGCACGUCGUCGUUCCCGGGGACACGCUCGCGGGCCUCUGCCUCAAGUACGCCGUCUCCGCGCGGGCGCUGCGGACGCUCAACAAGCUCGACGGCGACAACGUGCAGGGCGUCGCGGUGCUGGCCAUCCCGCCGUCGCCGGCCGGGCGGCCCGCGCCGGUGCAGGCGCAGACGCGCGACGUCGUCGCGCGGCGGCUGCGCGCGGCGACGCGGCUGCCCCUCGAGGACUGCGUCGCGCGCCUCGAGGCGCGCGACUGGGAUUUCGGCGCCUGCGUCGCGGCCCACGAGGCCGAGAACGACCCCUUCUCGCCCGCGGCGUUCCGCCCCGCGCCGCCGCCGCCGCCGCGCGCGGCGGCCGCGCGGCCGCCGGCCGUCGCGCUGUCGCCCGACGGCCGCGCGGCGCGCAAGGUCGUCGUGCACCUCGACCUGGCCCGGGGCCUCUACGACAUCGGCGUCCUCGCGUCCAUGGACGUCUACGUCGUCGCGCGCCUCCUCGCGCGGCGCCGCGGCCGCGUCGGCGACGGCGCGCCGCGCGUCGACCGGCUCUGCGCGGCGACGUCGGACCCGGCGCGCCGGAGCGGCGGCGGCGGUCCGAGCUGGCGCUGGUCGCCCGCGGCGCGCGGGUCGACGCUCGAGCUCGAGAUCCCCGCGGCGGCGCUCCGCGGCGCGGACCUCUGCGUCCAGUUCGAGCUGUUCGCGCCCAACGAGCUCCUGCCGGACUCGCCCCUGGGCGAGACGCAGCCCCUGCCCCUGAGCCGCUUCGCGGACGGCGCGCUGCACACGGUCAUGAUCGAGCCCCGCGGCGACCUCACGCUCAGCCUCGCGGCGCCGGACCACGUGCCCCGGGACGUCGUCCGCGCCGUCGCCGUCGGCGCGGGGCACGACGCGCCCGGCGCGCCGGGCCUCGCGACGAUCCCCCUCGUCGAGGCGCGCGCGGUCAACGUCGCCGGCGAGCGCGCCGCGCGCGCCGCGUCCUGCUGCAUGCGGUACCGCGGGUCCUGGCGGCGCUGGCCCUCGAUGCGCGCCUGGGCCGCGGCGGCGGCGCCGACGGCGGCGACGCCCGACGCGGCGCAGAAGUACAUGGCGAAGAGGUCCCACAUGGACUGGCGCUUGGCGAAGGACUUGCCGCCGGCGAAGGACGUCCAGAACGUGUCGCGCGUCUCCGCGACGGCGUACUCGCUCAGCACGCCGACGCCGCGCUUCGCGUCCGAGAGGCCCGCGGCCUCGGAUCGCGCGACGUCCGCCGACACCUUGAAGCCCGUCGCGAAGAUGACGAGGACGAGGCCCAGGGCCCAGGACCCCGUGAUCUUCGGGUGGUUCUUCGCCGUCGCCAGCGUCGCCUUGGCGAGCACGCCCACGGCCGUCGCCGCGGCCUCGCCGGGCUCCAUCGUCGCGAGCUGCUGCUGGUUCGGCAUGUUCGCGUUCGGCUGCUGGGCCAUGGUUGCGUGUGCGCCGCGCGCGCUCCCCGCCGGCGACGCCGCCGAGUUCGCCACGCUCGUCGCCGAGGCCCUCGAGCGGAAAGACCAGAUCGAGCUCUCCGUGAAGCGCGGCGCGGGCGACGCGCAGAUCGCGUCCCUGUCGGGCCGCGCCGUGGACAUCAAGAAGAAGCGCGUGCUCCAGCUCAACUACAAGCGGCGGGGCGCGUGCGACGUCGCGCGGAAUUUCGGCGCCGCGGCCGCGCGCGGCGCGCGCGGCGCCGCGGCCGGCGGCGCCGCGGCCGACGGCCUCGCGCCCAAGGGCGCCUCCGCCCGCCGCGCCGUCGCCCUGGCGCUCGCCGGCGCCUGCGACGAGGCCCGCGCGACGAUCCUCGCGGCGGACGCGACGACGACGCUCCGCCUCGGGCGCGCGGGCCUCGACGCGACGCGCGCGGCGGCGGCGGCGCGGCCGGCGGCGGCGGCGCCCCACGACCGCGCGAAGCGCCGCGCCAUCUCGCCGGCGGCGCCCUUCCUCGCGGCGCUGAACGUGACGAACGCGGCCGGCGGCGCGCGGCCCGGCCGCGAGCGGAAGCUCCGGCAGAUCUUCCGCUUCGCGGAGCUCCUGGACCACGCCGUGCGGCGGGCCGACGUCGGCGCCGCGCCGCGCGUCGUCGACAUGGGCUGCGGCAAGGGCUACCUCACCUUCGCCGCGCGCGAGCUCCUCGCGGGGAGGUUCGGGAGCGCGAGAGUCGAGGGCGUCGAGGCGCGACGGUCGCUCGUCGACGCGUCGAACCGCGCGGCGGCGUCCCUCGGCCACGGCGACUCCCUGACGUUUCGCGAGGGCUGGAUCGGGCCCCGCGGCGCCUUCGACGUCCUCCUCGCGCUCCACGCGUGCGACACGGCGACGGACGACGCGCUCCACGCGGCCGUCGUCGGCGGCGCGGCCGUCGUCCUCGCGGCGCCGUGCUGCCACAAGGAGCUCCGGCCCCAGCUCGACGCGCGCGUCGCGAAAAUCCGGGCGGGCGGCGGCGGCCCCGGGGACCUCGCGCUCGCGGCCGUCGCGGGGCGCUGUGCGGGGCACGGCGCGCUCGCGGACCGCCACGCGGAGGCGGUCACGGACGCGCUCCGCUGCCUCGCGCUCCGGCUCCACGGCUUCGACGACGCGCGCAUCAUCGAGUGGAUCUCCCUCGAGCACACGGCGAAGAACACGAUGAUCGUCGCGACGCGGGACCGGCGCGCGGCGCGCGACGGCGCCCGCGCGGACGACCUCCGCGCCGAGCUCCGCGCGCUCGCGGCGCACCACGGCGUCGCGACGCAGCGGCUCUGCGCGCUCCUCGGCGAGGACCUCGGCGGCGGCGCGCCGCCGGCCCCCGCGCGCGCCAAGGGGCGCAUGCCCGCGCUGGACCCCAAGGGCGCCCGUUGCCUGGCUUGGUGCCUCGGUCCCGACGCGGCCGCGGACGUCACGCAGGACAACAUCCGUGCACUUGAAGUCGACGCGUUGGAGCAGGACUCGCAGAUUGGGUGCCUCGCCGCGAGCGUCGCCUCAGCCACCGCAGCCAUGCCGACGAAGAAGGAGAAGAAGGCGAAGGCGCCCAAGGACGCCGCGGCCGCGGCGCUCGACGACUGGGGCGCGUCGAGCUCGGGCGGUAGCUCGAGCAAGAAGGGCGGCGGCAUGUCGACGGGCGCCAAGGUCGGCGCGGCGUGCGUCGCGGUCUUCGCGGCCCUCGUCUUCGCGACGUCCGGCGGGUCGGGCCCGCUGACGUACCUCGACGUCAGCGACGAGGCCAUGCUCCGCAAGGUCUUCUUCAGCGGCGAGGUCUGGGCCGUCGCGUGCUCGUCGUCCGACGACUCGCAGCCGCUGCCCGAGGCCAUCGAGGCCGUCGCGCACCGCCUCGGCGGCGAGAUGAGCUUCGGCGCCGUCGACUGCAAGACCAAGCUCCCCGGCAAGGCCUACAACAUGAUGCAGCGCUGGAAGCUCCGCAAGGAGGACAAGGCGACGCCCGUGCUCUUCAUCAGCAACGGCGUCCAGGUGACGCAGAUCGAGCCCCAGUACUUCAAGAGCGAGUACGACCUCGUGCGCGAGCUCCGCCUGCUGAGCAUGCGCCGGCCCUACAUGGCGAAGAACACGGAGCUCCUCCGCGAGAAGUGCUGGGGCAAGCCGCGGUGCCUCUUGAUCCUGCAGGGCGGGUCGCUCGAGGGCCACGUCGAGAAGGCGCUCCACGCCGUCGCGGGCCACCACAGCCAGGGGGGCAAGGGCCGCAAGGGCGCCUCCGCCGAGGACAAGAGCGCCGUCGCCUUCGUGGCCAUGGACGCGCAGGAGCACAAGCUGCCCUUCGAGGGCUUCGAGCUCGGCGACGACCUCAAGCUCCGCCGCUUCGAGGCGGGCUCCCACCGGGCCAUCUACUUCCGCAACGUCUCCGGCGCGCCGACGCUGCGCGCCCUCGCCCACAAGGGGCCCCUGACGACGGACGCGCUCGGCGCGUUCCUAUCGACGGUCUCGCUCGACUCCGACGACGCGCCCUACGCCAAGCUCGUGGACGUCGGCAAGCACAUGGACAAGUUCGGCAUCUACCGCCGGUCCAAGAAGCUCAAGCCCCCGAAGAAGACGAAGAUCUCCGGCGGCAAGGACUUCUCCGCCGACGCCGCGGCGGCCGCCGCCGCCGAGAAGCUCAAGAAGCCCGAGACGGCCGAGGAGCUCAAGAAGGCCUUCAAGGAGCAGCGCGAGCGCGAGGCGAAGAAGCGCGCGGCCAUGGACGAGGCCUCCGAGGACCUCUUCGAGGCCCUGAGCACGCUGGCGGUCCUGCGGGAGAUGGGCUACGACGCGCCGCGGGCGACGGCCGUGCUCCUCAAGGUUGGCGGCUCCCUGAACCGCGCCCUGUCGGCGCUGGCCGAGGCGCCGGCCCCGGCGUCCGGCGCCGCGAGCGCCGACGCGCCGUCGCCGCGGCCGAGCGCGAAGAAGGCGAAGAAGCGGUCGCCGAAGGCGUCGCCCGCGGCCGCGCGCGCGACGCCCGCGAAGGCGCCGCCGGCGGCCGCGGCGCGCGACGUCGCCGUCGGCGCGGAGCUGCGCGUGGCCAGGGAGCCCGCGACGCGCGGCGUCUGCCGGCGCGUCUUCGAGAAGGGCAACGGCCACGUCUACGUCGACCUCGCGACGACGGCGGGCGCCGUCGUCUCGCUGCGGCGCGCGCAGGUCGAGCCCGCGACGCUGACCGCCGCGGAGGCCGCGGCCUGCGCCGCGCCGGCCGCCGCGGGCGAGGCGGUCGCGGCGCCGGCCGGGGCCGCCGCUUCCGCGGACCCCGCCGAGGCCGCCGCCCCCGCGGACCCCGCCGGGGCCGCCGCCCCCGCGGACCCCGCCGAGGCGGCGCGGGAGUCGCUGCCGCCGAAGAAGCGGCGCCGCAAGGGCCCGCCGUCGCCGCGCGACGGCGGGUCGCCGUCCGCGCUCCGCGCGUUCGACGCGCUGCGCGAGCUCCACCCGGACUUCGACGGCACGCGCGCCUUCCCGCGGAACCGCACGAUCAUGCCCACGUUCAAGCUCUGGAACUGCGACAACCUGGAGAUUCCGAACGAGGCGCACGAGGCGUUCGAGCAGUUCGUCAUCUGCUGGCUCUUCAACGAGGUCGUGCCCCUCUACUGCCACGCGCCGAACCGGCGCGAGGCGACGGACGACGGGCCCGUGCCCGCCGCGCGCCGGCGGUCGCCGCCGCCGGGCCUCGAGAGGCUCCGGGUGUUGGAGCUCGGCGGCGGCAUCGGCGCCGUGAGCACGAUGAUCCAGCAGAUGAUCGAGAUGCUCGACCCGGGCGCGCCCCACGUCGUCUUCGAGCCCAACGGCGCCCUGGCCGACGGGCCCCUGGCGCACAACCGCGACCGCUACCGGUCCACGUUCGCCGUGCUCCGAGGCGUGCUCAGCGACAAGGACGCCGUGCCCUUCGGGUCCGGCGACGUCGACCCGAACCACCCGCGGGCCUGGAUGUGGGGCACGGUCAACGGCGGUGGCCGGAGCCGGGGCACGGUGCGGGGUUUUGGGUUAGACACCGUCGCCGCGCUCCUCGGCGGCGCGCCGACCGUGCUCGUCGCGGACUGCGAGGGCGGCCUCAUCCCCGCGUUGCGCGAGUUCCCCCAGCUGCUCGACUCCGUGAAAUGCGUCUACUACGAGCGCGACCCGCCGGGGGACUACGAGCCCAUGGAGGAGCUCCUGCGGGCCCGGGGCUUCGCGAACGUGCUCAAGGCGUCGCUGCACCGCGUCUGGGUCCACGAGGCGAGUUUGCCGCCGGGCGCGGGCGGCGCGCGCGGCCGCGCGGAGUCGCUCGCGUCCGCGGGCUCCGCGGCGUCGCCGCGGCCGGCGGCGGCGCCCGCCGACGCGGCGGCGGCGGCGCUCCGCGUCGCCGCGCACCGCGCGGACCUCGCCGUGUCGGCCGCGCGCGCGGCGGACCGCGUCCGCGACCUCGAGCGGUUGGUCGACGCGGGCGUGGACCUCGCGCGGCGCGCGGAGGCGACGGUGCCCCUGGACGGGCCGGGCCUCGCGGACGCGACGCGGCGCUACUUCCGCGACGCCUACGCGCCCGCGCUCGCGCGCGCGCGCGAGCUCUGGGACGUCGCGCGGCGCGCGGCGGACGCGGGAGCGCCGCUGCGGCCCCGGCGGCUCGCCAUCAACGCGCGCGUCGUCUGCAGCUGGCACGAGGACGACUGGCCCGACGGCGAGGUCGAGUGGUACCCGGGCCUCGUCUCCGAGGCCAAGGAGGACGGCACCUACGCGAUCCUCUUCGACGACGAGGACGAGCGCUACGGCGUCCCCCGCGACGAGCUCCGGCCCAUCUUCGUCGCGGGCUCCUUCGACUGGACCCACCCCUUCGUCCAGCCCGACGCCGCGGAGACGCAGUCCAGCGAGGUGUUGAGGCACGAGGCCCCCACGAAGAACUUCCUCUGUCCCCUGAGCGCGAACGAGUACGGCAUCGAGUUCCUGAGCUUCGUGAUCCAGGACUACGACAGUAAGCUGACGAUCUUCGAGGUGUCGCGGGACCGCCCCCUGCCCAUCGACUUCUCCAUGCACGACGCCAUGGACCCGGACAGCCUGCGGAAAAUCAACUACGAACUAUCGGAAGACUUUUUGCGGCUGCCCAACAUCUCGACGACGUUGGUCUUCAGCGUGGGCCAGGAGCCCCUGAGCGACUUCCGCAUGAUCGAGCGCCACUACUUUCGGGACCAGCUCAUCAACUUCUACUUCGUCGGCGACAAGCUCAUCAUGCACAACAAGGCCUUCUACAAGUACAUCCCCGAGGACAGCAACGCGCAGUGCAAGUCCUACGAGUCGAAGUACGCGUCCGCCAAGGGCGAGAAGGCGUCCGCCAAGGCCGAGUCCAAGGGCGCGGCCGGCGCCAAGGCCGAGGCCAAGGGCGCCAAGAGCAGCGGGGGCGCCGGGGCCAAGGCCCAGGCCAAGGGCGGCGGCGACGACGAGCUCUGCAACAUCAAUGCACCUGAGGAUCUGCUCUCGACGCACUCGUCGACGAUGUUGGGCAUGCACCGGUGCUGCCUCGGCCUCUGGGCCCUGGUCGCGACGGUGUCGCCGUUCGUCCUCGCCCCGGCGCGACGACGGCCGCGACCCUCGAUUGCCCGCCCGGCGCCCUGCGUCGUGAGCGGGCCCGUGCGGGCGCGCCUCGCGCGGCUCCUGGCCGCGCCGGCGGAGGCGCCGCCGCGCGCGCCCCCCCCGCCGCAGACCAACGGCGCGUCGGCGCCGCCGCCCGACGCGCCCGAGGCGCGGUCGCUGUCCGUCGUCGCGUCGAGCGUCAUGGCCCUCGGCGUGCUGCCCGGCGAGGAGCUCAAGCGCAUGCUCGACAACUUCUGCGCGAGCCUGCCGCCGGACGAGUUCAAGGCGCUGCUCCUCUCCAUCGGCGCGAACCUCGCCCCGCGCGUCCACAAGAACCUCGUGCUCCUCCUCGCGCCCGACGCCGUGAGCCGGCUUUUAGAUCGGACGGCGCUCGCGGGCUACGGCGACCUGGGGCGGAACGCGUCGCGCGCCGCGCUCGGCCGCGCGCUGCCGCGGCGCGUCGCCAAGACGCUCGUGAACCGCUGGCUGCGGGACGCCGACGCCGUGGAGCUCAAGCGCGUCGUGACGUCGGGCCUCGCGAAGCUCGGGCCCGGCCGGCUCGCGGAGCUCGCGCCGGUCUGUUUGGCCGCGAUCUUCGGCGAGCGGCCGCGGGUCGCUCCGCCGCCGCCCGCGGCGCCGCCCGCCGAGGAGCCCGUCGUGCUCCCGGCGACGGUCGCCGCCUGGGCCGCGCCGCGCCUCGCGCUCGCGCUCGGGCGGGACCGGCGCCGCGCGGCCUUGCUCCGCGCGAUCGCGGGCCUGAGCGACGGCGACGCGCGCGCCUUGCUCAACGACCUGAGCCUGUCCUGGGCGGGCGCGGGCCGCGGCGACCGCGACCGCCAGCUCGCGGACGUCGUCGACAUCGCGCUGAGCGACCCGUCGGAGCCGCGCAACGGCGAGCGCGCGCUCGCGCGGCGGUUGCCGACGGACGUCAAGAACGAUCUCGUGAAGUCGCUCGCGCCGUACCUCACGAACGACUUCCUCUUCCGCUCCUUCCCCGAGGCGCGGCGCGCCGCCGACGGCGCCCUGCGGCUCCUGGGCGUCGGCACGGCGCCGAACCUCGCGCCGACGACGGAGGGGCGCCUGCUGCAGGCGAGGGACGUCGCGAGGAUCGCGCGCGACCGCGACCUCGAGGCGCGCGUCAUGCGCGCGGCCGUCAAGGCGCUGUCGACGCCGCGCGACGUCUCCGUGCCCUUCGCGAAUAUUCCGAUAGUCAGCCGGCCAAGAGUGGGCGAGCGGAAGCCCGACGGCGACUUCCUCGUGCCCGCGACGGGCCCCGGGCCGACGGUCGAGACGGCCGACGCCGUCAAGACCGUCGCGGAGACGGCCGUGUCCGACGCCGUGGACACGCUGCCGCCGGCGCUCGUCGCGAAGCAGCUGCGGACGCUCGUGGCGCGGUUGCCCGCGGACUUCGUGCGCGCGGAGGCCGUGACGCUCCUGGGCACGCUGCCGGCGGACGAGCUCGUCGACGCGACCGUCGGCCUCGUCGACGCGGCGCCCGAGGGCGUGCUGCGGCGCCUCGCGGGCCGGCUGCUCGACUUGGCCGCGCAGAGUCGGCUCCGGGCGACGGGCGGCGAGCUCACGGGCGGUGUGGUGACGCUGCAGUCGCUCGCCGUCGCCGUGAACGCGUACGACGUCGGCCUCCUGCGGUCGACGGCGAAGACCCUGUUACGAGGCGCGCCGCCGAAGAACCUCGCGGCCAAGGUGAAGCAGAUCCUCGAGGCGACGCCCGGCGCGACGAUCCAGAACGCCGUGCUCCGGGCUUUGGACGCGGCCGCGGCGAAGGGCGCGGAGUACGACACGCUCCGGUCCAUGAUGGGCGCCGGGGCGCCGUCGAAGGUCGAGGCGGAGGCCGACGUGGACCAGAAGCCGGACCUCGCGGGGUCGCUGAAGCGCCUCUUCCUCGAGAAGCAGCAGGAUCUGAACGGGCUCCGCGGCGGGACGCGGGAGGACGAGUCCGAGGGCGAGGUCCCGCUGGAGGCCGUCCUCCUGGACGUCGUCAACGAGCUGAACCCGGAGCUGCUCAUCGCCCUCAGCCUGGACACGCUCGCGGCGCUCCCGCCCGAGGCCUACGAGUCGCUGAGCCGCCUGCUCGUCGUCGGCAUCUGGGACCGGCUCGUGCUCCAGCAGCUGCCCCCCGCGGUGUCCGAGGGCCUCAAGGAGGUCGUCGACACGGUGUCGGACACGGCGAACGCGUCGCUGCUCGUGUCCUACGUCGAGGCGGGCGCGGGCGGCGUCGUCGGCGGCGCCGCGGCCAAGGGGUCGCUCAACAUCCUGCUCGGCGGCAAGGCUGGCGCGGCGCUCGGCGGCACGACGCUCGGCGCCGCGGCCAAGGCCGGCGUCGCCGGCGCGGCGGCCUUCAAGGGGCUCGCGCUCACGUCCAUCUUCUACGCGGGCAAGCUCUUCCUCUUCAGCGACAGCCAGCCGGAGUCGCUGGACCAGGCCUGGGCGACGGCCGCGGAGGAGGCGUUCCUGUCGUCGUUCCUCCUCGUCGCCGCGACGCUCGGCGUCGCGGCCUACGACCGCCGCGACAAGGGCGACGACGCGUCGCGGUUCCGCGAGGCGGGCGACCGGAGCCGCGCGGCCCUGGCGGCGCUCCUGCUGGGGCCGGACUCGGACCCCUUCGCGGACCGCGACCUCGAAAAGGCGCUGAAAAAGGCCGCGAGGGACCCGCCGCGGCGCGGCGCCGCGGCCGUCUGCCGGAACCUGUUGUUGGACGAGUACCUCGACGCCGACGUCGCGGAGACCCUGCGGUGGAAGUUCGCGAACCCGGCGCCCCGCGCGCCGCCGCCGAAGCCGCCGCCGCCGAACGAGACCGAGGCCGCGUCGCCCUCGUUCCUCGCGAACCUCUUCUCCACCUUCAAGAAGGCGCCGAACGCGACGGCCGACGCGGCGGCGGAAGGCGCGGCGGAAGGCGGCGAUGCCGACGACGACGCCGACGACGACGCCGACGACGCCAACGACGCCGACGACGACGCGCUGGCGGAUUCGCCGGCGGGCGUCGCUACGCUCUACGACGCCCCGGGCGCCUCGUCCAUCUCCGCGCCGGACAACCCCAAAUUCUUGCAGGCGUCGAUGGCCGUCAUGGCGCGGCCGUCGGCGAGCACGUCGCUCCACUCCUCGCCGAAGAACUCCUUGAACGUCGCCUCGGGCACCGCGAGCUCCGCGGGCGGCGUGAUCGUCGCCUUCGACGCGAUGGCGUAG